AUGCCAGUGGAGCGAGAACGCUGGGCGAACAAGUUCGAGUUCGUGCUCGCCUGCGUCGGCCUGUCCGUCGGCUUGGGCAACAUUUGGAGGUUUCCCUACCUCGUCUACGAGAACGGAGGAGCGGCCUUCCUGAUCCCGUAUGUCAUCAUCGUGGCACUCAUUGGCCGGCCGAUGUACUACAUGGAGCUCGUUUUCGGACAGUUCGGUGGCGCUGGCGCCGUCUCGGCCUUCAACGCGAUGCCCCUGGCGCAAGGUGUGGGGCUGUGCAUGCCGUACGCGUGCUUCGGUAUCGCCAUCUACUACAACGUCAUACUGGCGUACGCGCUGCUGUACGCCUACUACUCGUGCUACGAGGUGCUGCCGUGGUCCUUCUGCGACCCGGCCUGGGCCGACGAGAACUGCUACGUGCGAGGCGCCAACGCGCGUGUACCGUGUUCCCGAGUGGACCGCGAGCUCUUCAACACGUUCGAGCACGCCAACUCAACCGAUAAAGACGCCGUGCCGGUCAAGUGGCUAGGUAAGGUGGUCAUGGUGGAAAACAAGACCUACAGGGCGGCCCUCACAAACUGCACCAACGCAACGGAGCCCGCCACGCAGCAGUUCUUCUGGAAACACGUGGUGAACUUGAGCGACGGCAUCGACAACCUAGGCGAGGUGCAGCCGAAGCUCCUGGUCUGUCUGCUGAUCGCCUGGAUCUGCAUCUUCCUGUGCGUCUUUAAGGGUAUCAAGUCGUCUGGCAAGGUGCGCAUGGCAGCCUGUCUCGCUUAG
Messenger RNA from Dermacentor silvarum, 768 nucleotides. Its product is annotated as sodium- and chloride-dependent neutral and basic amino acid transporter B(0+). NCBI's taxonomy places the organism in Eukaryota, Metazoa, Arthropoda, Arachnida, Ixodida, Ixodidae. Gene Ontology annotation, biological process: sodium ion transmembrane transport. Gene Ontology annotation, molecular function: L-amino acid transmembrane transporter activity. The coding region runs from base 1 to 768 and encodes 255 amino acids. The record is from RefSeq and is a predicted model, not a curated record. Gene Ontology annotation, cellular component: membrane. The transcript is spliced from 5 exons.